GGUAUUGAUUUUCAGUCCUGGAGCGUUGGUUGCCCGCGAGCAAGAGGAAAGGGGCCUGGAUCUGUACGAUGCAGGGACGACCACCUUCCAUACCAGCGACGCACUGGGCCUGAUCGGCUCCAGGUGCGUCAUGGUCACUGGCCAGGUCACCGAUGAGGUCCUGGGCGAGUUUGCGGCAGCUGAGACUGCAGAUGAAGCCAAGGAGGUCCUGGCUCAGGCAGGUGCUGGCCUCCAGCACUUCGGCGAUGUCUCUGCCGUGGUGCCGGACUACAAGAUCGCACGACGGCAUCGCGGCCGAAAGGCAGCACACGACCUUCUGGACAUCACAUUGAUAAACGAGGUGCAGGGAGGCGAGGGCCAGUAUUUGUACGAGCCUGAUCCGGAGUCGCCCACGGGCCAGGCGCUCCAGAUGGACCGCUGGAGGACCGCAGACCCCAACUUCGAGCGGGUCGUCUACGUACCGUUCGUGCCAGACACAAUUGCACGGGUGGAUGCAGACAGGACAGGGAGCACAGCCUUGGGCCCGGAGAGAAGCUCAUUUACUCCUAAGACGGCCUUCACUUGCCGAAAGCGUAUUGUGGACGAGCGCGGACUUCUCGUCAUCCCUCGUGGACCUUUCGUCAAGGCACUUCUGCCUCCGGAAGGCAAGUCCCAUGCGCUCCGUCGCCGCGAUGGAAAGCGCCUGCCACUUCACGGCCGGGAGCCAGACUGCAUCGAAGAGUCAUGCGCAGCUCCCUGGCAGGUUCACCCAGAGACAAGCCCUGGGGUUCCAAAGCCACCAAUCCACAGGCCUUUCGGCGGCUUGGACCGUCUGGACAGCGCCAAGAAUCGAUUCAAGCGCUACUUCAAGGAAGAGGGCGUGAGAAUGUGA
Messenger RNA from Symbiodinium necroappetens, 871 nucleotides. NCBI's taxonomy places the organism in Eukaryota, Dinophyceae, Suessiales, Symbiodiniaceae. The record is from the annotation of a GenBank genome assembly.